CGAGAGUGUAGUCUCUGCAGUAACGUUACCAAAGUCAACCGAUUGAUUGUUGUGAAAUGCUCAGUCGUGCGUAGACAGCAGCAGAGCACGAGUAAAGCCUGCCCGAUAAAUUCCUGUUGUUUACCGGUAUUCUACUCUUGCAAAAUGCUCACUUGUGUCCACAGGAAAAAAAUUCUAAUAGGAGGAGGAGUGACGGUGAUAUUAUUGGCGAUACUAAUCACCGUCCUCGUUCUGACGAUUCGACGAAUCAGCGAUCUCGACGUGACGGAAUCGUGGGGCCCAAAAUUCACGAGUCAGUCCCAAUUAGGCGUUUACGAAAAGGCUGCUGUAUCCUCGAACGGUGGACCAUGCUCAAAAAUAGGAGUAGACAUGUUGAGGGACGGUGGAUCUGCUGUCGAUGCUGCGAUCGCGGCGCUACUGUGCGAGGGCGUCGCAUCGUUGCACAGUGCUGGACUCGGGGGAGGAUUUCUAAUGACUAUAUGGGAUCCGAGUAACGGAGGUGAAGCAACGUUCCUCGAUGCAAGGGAAUCGGCGCCCUCGAAAGCUCACAGAGACAUGUUCAAUGGGGACGGAAGCGCAGCCAUGUACGGUGGUAAAGCGAUCGCCGUGCCUGGAGAGUUGUUGGGUUAUUGGAAAGCUCACAAAAGGUACGGAAAACUGGAGUGGUCCAAGCUGUUCAAACCGACCAUAAAACUGUGUAAAGAAGGAGUCGUGGUGAACGAUUAUUUGGCUGAAUCACUCCUGAAGAAAGUGUCACUCAUACGGAACGAGCCGAGCUUAGCAGAAAUUCUCAUUAAUCCGAUAACGAAUUCAACUUGGGCUGCUGGUGAAAAAAUAUUCAGGCCCGUCUUGGCACAGACUCUGCACGAUCUCUCAGUCGCUACUGAUCCGGUACGACUAUUCUACAAUGGCACGAUGGGCGAAAAAAUCAUCGAGGAAAUUCAAGGAUUUGGAGGAAUCAUGGUCGUCGAAGAUCUGCAGAAAUACGAGGUCCAUUGGCGAAAACCGAUAGUGAGUAAGCGAAACAAGUUAACGAUGUACACCGCACCUCCGCCGGGUUCAGGAGUCAUUCUCAGUUUCAUCAUGAAUCUUCUUCGCGAGCUUGUACCUACGACGAACGAGACGAUAUUCUGGCAGCGAAUAACCGAAAGUUUCAAAUGGGCAUAUGCCAGACGAACGGAACUCGGUGACCCGGAUUUUGAAAAUAUAGACAGUCUGUUGGCUAAUCUAACAUCGCCAUCGUACGCCGAUGAGAUAAAGAAAAUGAUUGAUGACAAUUGGACGAGCGAUGAUCCAAAACACUACGGAGUAACGAGUGCCACUCCGACAGACUCAGGCACAGCGCACGUUUCUGUACUGGCUCCUGAUGGCUCUGCAGUUUCCGUCACGUCUACUAUCAAUCAAGUUUUAGGUUCAAUGAGACGCUCGAGAAGUACAGGCAUAAUAUUCAACGAUGAGAUGGACGACUUCAGUUCACCUAACAUUACAAACGGUUUCGAGUUGCCACCGUCACCUUCGAACUUUAUUAAACCUGGAAAACGACCACUGAGUUCAAUGACCCCAACAAUAAUCGUUGAUGAAAACAACAAAGUUCGUUUAGUAAUUGGGGCGGCUGGUGGAACUAAAAUAACCACGGCCAUUGCUACGACAAUGAUUUUAAAUUUGUGGUCAGGCUACAACAUCAAACAAGCUGUGGACGCGCGAAGGCUUCACCAUCAGUUGGUACCGAUGACGAUUCACUACGAGCCUCAUUUCAAUGAAACAAUUCUGUCCAAUUUGAGAUCGAUGGGACACGUAGCAUCGCCUUAUUCAGGAAUCGGAAGUGCAAUGACUGCCAUAGAACAAAAUAAUGGAAAAGUAUUAGCGAAUUCGGAUUAUCGUCGGCAAGGAACCGUCGAUGGUUUUUAAUUGAAAUGCUGGAGACAAAGAUCGGUGAAGGAUGCUUCACCAUAUUUUUCUACCCUCAGUAUUGUAUUUAGUAUGCAUUCGAACGAGAAAAUGAAGAGUGUAUGGGAAUUGAAAUUCCACUUCGUAGUUCGCCGAAUAAUUAUGUUGUUUUGAGUGUUGUGCCCUCUGGGCUUUAUGUUACAUUUUUAUAUAAAGAUUACUAAAUAAAAACUUGCGCAUUUUACGAGUUUA
Molecule: messenger RNA, 2139 nt
Organism: Venturia canescens
Lineage: Eukaryota; Metazoa; Arthropoda; Insecta; Hymenoptera; Ichneumonidae
Product: scoloptoxin SSD14
Exons: 11
Coding region: 145-1908 (587 amino acids)
Biological process (GO): glutathione catabolic process
Cellular component (GO): plasma membrane
Molecular function (GO): glutathione gamma-glutamate hydrolase
Source: RefSeq, a predicted model, not a curated record